This is a messenger RNA of Octopus bimaculoides (California two-spot octopus), 843 nucleotides long. Its product is annotated as gamma-aminobutyric acid receptor-associated protein. The record is from RefSeq and is a predicted model, not a curated record. Lineage: Eukaryota; Metazoa; Mollusca; Cephalopoda; Octopoda; Octopodidae.
UUACAGCCUCUUGAUAACAGGAGCGAAUAGAGCGAAGAAGCUUCAUUAUUGGAUAGCCAUCUUGUUGAUAGUCUGUCGUGUUUUCUAGUGAAUGUCUUAAAUGAAGUGGCAAUAUAAAGAAGAGCAUCCGUUCGAGAAACGGCGAGCGGAGGGAGAAAAAAUUAGGAAAAAAUAUCCCGAUCGGGUUCCUGUGAUUGUUGAAAAAGCACCGAAGGCCAGAGUGGGAGACCUUGACAAGAAGAAGUAUCUGGUUCCUACAGAUCUUACUGUUGGCCAGUUCUACUUCUUGAUUCGCAAGAGGAUCCAUUUGCGACCUGAAGAUGCUCUUUUUUUCUUUGUCAAUAACGUAAUUCCUCCAACCAGUGCUACGAUGGGUUCUUUGUACCAAGAACACCAUGAAGAAGAUUUUUUCCUAUAUAUUGCCUAUAGCGAUGAGAGUGUCUAUGGACAGUAAUUUGAAAACUUUUUUUUUAAUAUUCAAUGUUGUUUCUUAUUUAUAUUAUCUACAUUUUGUGAGUUGUUGGUUGCUUGAAUCGCAGCUGAUAUGUAAAUAUAAAGCUACAUGUGAUAGUAACUCAACUAUCACACUCAAUCAUUAUCAGUGUAAGUGGAAUCUGUUAUGAAUAAACUACAACUGACAACUCCAUCAUUGGUUGCUCCUUUUAUCACUAACAUUGCAGUUCUAUGAAAUAAUGCUUGCUUUUUGCUUUAUCAUUAAGGAAUUCUUCUUGCAAGAAAUAGUUAAAAGCUUUUUAUCUACUUUAAAACGGAAACAAACAAACACCCACUGAAUGUUAGCUUGUUACUACAUUGCAAUAAAUGGAUAUUAAGAUGGUUUUGUCA